CGCCCGCGGGACGCCCCAAUCCGCUCGGGUGUGCGGCCGCCCCGGAAGUGACGUGCUGCGCCGCUGACCCUGCGGAAGUGGAGAUGGCGGAGCUGUACGUGAAGCCGGGCAACAAGGAGCGCGGCUGGAAUGACCCGCCGCAGUUCUCGUACGGGCUGCAGACCCUGGCUGGUGGUCUCAAGCGCACGCCGCUCACUAAGAGGGUCGCCGCUCCCCAGGAUGGCUCCCCCAGAGUUCCCACCUUACAGACUUCUCCGGGGCUUCCCCCAGUGGGGCCUCCACCUCCUUCAAGUAAGGCUUCCAGGGCCCCACCUGUGGGGAAUUGUCCUGCCUCCAGUGUGGAGCCAGCAAAUUUCUCAGUCACUGAAUCUGAAACUCUGCUGGAAGAUGUGCUCAAACCUUUGGAAGAGGCAUUGGAAGAUUGCCGCGGUCACACAAAGAAGCAGGUAUGUGAUGACAUCAGCCGACGCCUGGCUCUGCUGCAGGAACAGUGGGCUGGAGGGAAGCUGUCAGUGCCGGUGAAGAAGAGGAUGGCUCUGCUGGUGCAAGAGCUUUCAGGUCACCAGUGGGAUGCAGCAGAUGACAUCCACCGCUCACUCAUGGUUGACCAUGUGACUGAGGUCAGUCAGUGGAUGGUGGGAGUUAAAAGAUUAAUUGCGGAGAAGAGGAAUCUGUCUUCAGAGGAAGAGGCCAAUGAAGAGAAAUCUACAGCUACAGCUGAGGAGGACCAGACGGUAUCAGGUGUCCAAGAGGCUCCAUAGUCCUGUGGGAUCCCUAGACUCACCUCCCACCAUCUCCUACACCUUGGCAGGGAGGCCUGCUCUCACCUGGCUCCCUCUUAACCACUUGGGAGACUGUCUGCCCCCUUGGGAUCCUUGGCCUGAUCCAUCCACCUCUGGAGGAAGAGGUUCUACCUGGGCCACAGGGAGUCAUUUGUUACCCAUAACAUAUGCAUUUCAAUAAAAACAUCUCAGUAGUGGGCCCAGAUAGGAGAGAUAAGCCCUUUUUGUGCCAAA
Molecule: messenger RNA, 1016 nt
Organism: Hyaena hyaena (striped hyena)
Lineage: Eukaryota; Metazoa; Chordata; Mammalia; Carnivora; Hyaenidae
Gene: SRA1
Product: steroid receptor RNA activator 1
Exons: 5
Coding region: 84-761 (225 amino acids)
Biological process (GO): regulation of transcription by RNA polymerase II
Cellular component (GO): nucleus
Source: RefSeq, a predicted model, not a curated record